AUGGAGGUGGUGAAGCGAGGCGCGGAGCUGGCUGUCCUCGAGUGCCAGCGCCAGUUUCAUUCUCGCCGCUGGAACUGCUCCACCCUGCAGGGGCUGCAGGUCUUUGGCAAGGCCACCAUGCAAGGCACACGGGACUCUGCUUACAUCCACGCUGUCGGCACUGCUUUUGCUGUUUCCUCUGCAGGUUUCCAGUGGUCAGGCUGCUCUGAUAACCUGUCUCAUGGGACUGCCUUCUCUCAGGCCUUCGUGGGCAGCUCUGAGAGGAGCUGUGGUGUCUCCUCCAGCCAAGCGCUCAUGAACGUGCACAACAAUGAGGCUGGGGGAAGAUCUGGUCCCUUGAACAUCCUCCACCUCUGCCCAGAUCUGGUCCCUUGA
Messenger RNA from Camarhynchus parvulus, 375 nucleotides. Its product is annotated as protein Wnt-4-like. The record is from RefSeq and is a predicted model, not a curated record. Lineage: Eukaryota; Metazoa; Chordata; Aves; Passeriformes; Thraupidae. Gene Ontology annotation, cellular component: extracellular region. Gene Ontology annotation, molecular function: cytokine activity; frizzled binding. Gene Ontology annotation, biological process: neuron differentiation; canonical Wnt signaling pathway; multicellular organism development.